GCGGGGUAAGCUCACCGGCGCCACCUUAAUAAAAAAAAGCAGCCGCACAGACCUGUCAAUCAACAAGCAACCCAGACAGACAUCAGCCCCCAGUGGCUGGCUGUGAGCUGUAAGAGAGUAGCGUCAUAGUUGGCCGAGAGCCCCACCGUCUGGAAUGAAACGGGCGCAGCGAUUGGCUCGACUUUUUUUUGCCCUAGACAACUCACUCUCUCUCCCCCUUUUGUUAUUGCAAGCAAACUGGAGAAGAGCCGAGGGAGCAGCAGGAUGAACGAAGGGAGCGAGAGAGGGCGAUAGACUGAUAGACUGAUAACAGUCUAGACAGACAGCUCCACAGAGAGAGGGGUAAAAGGGGAAAUACAUUUGGAAUACUGCUUCAGAUCUCCCUCUACUUAUUUGUCCAGUUCUCCUGUUGAUUUGGAGAUGUCAGUGAACCCCCCCAACAGCAACGAUGCCUGCCUGAGCAUCGUGCACAGCCUCAUGUGCCACCGACAGGGCGGUGAGAACGAAGGCUUUGCCAAGCGUGCCAUAGAGAGCCUGGUAAAGAAGCUGAAGGAGAAGAAGGAUGAGCUGGACUCGCUCAUCACCGCCAUCACCACCAACGGAGUUCACCCCAGCAAGUGUGUCACCAUCCAGAGGACGCUUGAUGGACGCCUGCAGGUAGCUGGGAGGAAAGGGUUCCCCCAUGUGAUCUACGCUAGGCUCUGGCGCUGGCCAGACCUCCACAAGAAUGAACUGAAGCACGUCAAGUUCUGCCAGUUCGCCUUUGACCUCAAGUAUGACAAUGUGUGUGUCAACCCCUACCACUACGAGCGAGUGGUAUCGCCAGGCAUUGUUGGUCUCAGCAUUCAAAAUGCAGGUGAGGAGGAAAACACUAUUUUCAGCAUCAUCAAACAUCAUCAAAAUGGUCCUCCAGGUCGGCUGAUCAAAGAGGAGUACAUCCAUGACUGUUUUGAGAUGGACCUCCCCUCCAGGAUGCCCCCCCAGCCCGAGCGCUACAACCAGCCCCUUCCCCCUCUGCAGAUGCCCCCCGAGCCGCCCCGCGCCCCAUCCUCUGUCAACCUCUACCCCAGCAUGCCCCUCUCUCCGCCAGUGAGCAGUUCCAUGAUGGGGCCCAUGUCUGGGGGCCACGGCGAGGGCCUGCUUCAGAUCGCCUCUCCCCAGAGCCAGGGCAUGCCCCAGACGCCGCCACCCACCACCCCCACACACGGACCACCCCCCCAGCCCCCUACCCCUCACAGCCAGAGUGACUACAGCAGCAGCUCCAAACACACACAGACACAGAGCUCUUAUCACACGACCUGGACAGGCACCAGCACGGCCUCCUAUACCCCUGUAGGAGCCCAGCAGAAUGGGUGUGGCCACCAGCAACCACCACUGCACCACCCCAACCACUUCUGGUCUCAGCAACAUCACAGCGCACCUGCCUUUCCUCAGCCAGUCUCCAACCAUCCAGGUCCAGAGUUCUGGUGCUCCAUCUCCUACUUUGAGAUGGACAUCCAGGUUGGGGAGAUGUUCAAGGUCCUGGCUAACUGCCCCGUGGUGACAGUGGACGGAUAUGUGGACCCCUCGGGGGGCGACCGCUUCUGUCUGGGCCAACUCAGCAAUGUGCACCGCACCGACGCUAGCGAGAGAGCCAGGUUGCACAUUGGGAAGGGGGUGCAGUUAGAGUGUCGUGGUGAGGGGGAUGUGUGGAUGCGUUGCCUUAGCGACCAUGCAGUGUUCGUACAGAGCUACUACCUGGACCGGGAGGCGGGGCGAGCCCCGGGAGAUGCAGUUCACAAGAUCUACCCUGGGGCCUACAUGAAGGUGUUUGACCUGCGUCAGUGCCACAGGCAGAUGCAGCAGCAGGCAGCCACGGCCCAGGCUGCAGCAGCAGCACAGGCUGCAGCAGUGGCAGGCAACAUCCCAGGGCCUGGCAGUGUGGGGGGAAUCGCCCCGGCAGUCAGUCUGUCGGCGGCAGCCGGGAUAGGUGUGGACGACCUGCGGCGGUUGUGUAUCCUGCGGCUUAGCUUUGUGAAGGGCUGGGGGCCCGACUACCCCCGGCAGAGCAUCAAGCACACCCCCUGCUGGGUGGAGGUCCACCUGCACCGCGCCCUGCAGCUGCUGGAUGAGGUGCUGCACACCAUGCCUCUGGCUGACCUAGGAGGACACGGACAUGUCAACUAAGCAGUGUGUGUGUGUGGGUGUGUGUGAGAGAGAGGUGGCGGUGUCUCAGUUGCUUGGUUUGGAUGAUAACUGCCCUUCAUGAACACUACAGUACGUUUUGGAUUGGAUACCUUUUUCCCCACCACCUGAAACAAAGACUGUAGGCUUUAAUAGAAACUUCUAUCGAACUUCUAUCGAAAAGGUAUUUUCAUGCUUUUAUAUAUUUUCCUUGAAUCGCCUGAUUUUCCUGAAGCAGUUUAGACUGCAAAAUGUACUUGCUCAACAGACAAUAUUUUCACAGAGACUGGAACUUGCACUAAAGGCAUCAAUGUUUUCUAGUAGUGGUAGAGACUGUAAGGGAUGGACUGUGUCACAACAAUGGAAACUGGCCUCGUACCUCCAAUGACCUGGUAACCUGCCUGGAUAAAACACUUUGGGAAUUUUUCAGAAAGUCAGAAUGAUAGCACAUGUGCCUCAGUGGAUUCUCACUUAAGCAGUGUUGGAAUGAUGCCUUGAUUACAGGGCAGCAGACUCAGACAGGUAUAUUGCAUUUGGAGAAUGCUGCUGUCCUUUAACUGCCUUCAGUAGGGUCUGUUUGUUCUUCAGGGAGAAAUUGAAAUAAUAGUCACCACAAUCUCCAUCAACCUUUUCUCUUAUCAGUCUUUUUCAUCAACCUGUAUCAUGUGACUCAGUUAUAUUUAUACUGGACAAAAAUAUAAAUGCAACAUGUAAAGUGUUGGUCUCGUGUUUCAUGAGCUGAAUUAAAAGAUCCCAGAAAUGUUCCAUAAGCACAAAAAGUUUAUUUUUCUCAAAUGUUGUGCACACA
Oncorhynchus mykiss (rainbow trout) is the source of this 2971-nucleotide messenger RNA. Its product is annotated as SMAD family member 4. Lineage: Eukaryota; Metazoa; Chordata; Actinopteri; Salmoniformes; Salmonidae. The record is from RefSeq and is a predicted model, not a curated record. Gene Ontology annotation, molecular function: DNA-binding transcription factor activity, RNA polymerase II-specific; RNA polymerase II cis-regulatory region sequence-specific DNA binding; I-SMAD binding. Gene Ontology annotation, biological process: SMAD protein signal transduction; regulation of transcription by RNA polymerase II; BMP signaling pathway. Gene Ontology annotation, cellular component: heteromeric SMAD protein complex.